Molecule: messenger RNA, 421 nt
Organism: Dentiscutata erythropus
Lineage: Eukaryota; Fungi; Glomeromycota; Glomeromycetes; Diversisporales; Gigasporaceae
Source: the annotation of a GenBank genome assembly
CCGUCAUUGCUUCUUCAUCAAGUUCUUUUCCACUUUCUUCAUCAAAUUCAUUACUUUCAGCAAAUAUGUUCUCGCUAAAGACAUCUUUAGCAAAGACAUCUUUACAGAUAUCUUCAGCAAAAAAAUCCUCCGCCCAGAUGUCGUCUUCAGCAAAAUUGUCUCUUCGAAUAUCCGAAACUUCCUUUCAUCUUUUUUGGCUUGCUCUCUUCUUUCAUUAUUAUAUUCUUGAAGCAUCUGAAUCAUUUUGUAAUUCUUUAGCUUUGGCAUACUUUAGUGAUAGUUUUCACAAGGAGAAGAAAUAUCUUGUAGAUUUCUUUUCUUCUUCAAUCUAUUUAGCAUUUGAUCUCACUUGCCAUUUUUUAGAGAGAGAUGUUAGGUUAUCUUGUAUUUGUAUCUUUGUGUACUCUGCCAGAAGACUGAA